This is a messenger RNA of Nymphalis io (European peacock), 3135 nucleotides long. Its product is annotated as MKRN2 opposite strand protein. NCBI's taxonomy places the organism in Eukaryota, Metazoa, Arthropoda, Insecta, Lepidoptera, Nymphalidae. The coding region runs from base 171 to 815 and encodes 214 amino acids. The transcript is spliced from 4 exons. The record is from RefSeq and is a predicted model, not a curated record.
UCAGCGCUGGGACAAUAGAUCUAGAUUCCAAUUAGAAUUUUGCUUAGUCAGUCUUAUAUUGCGGCUUAUUAUUAAAUUAUAUUUUACUGAGUAACGUAGUAAGAAUUCUACAGUUAAUAUUAAACCCAAAAAGUGUUAGUUUAAUUUACUUUACAAAAGAAAACCUAAAAAUGGAUCCGGGUAUUCUUUGUUUCCACCAUUGUGAACACAAAGUUUUUUGUACCAUAAUACCCGAAAAUUGUCCUGUUUGUCAACAGAAACUGGAUAGAUAUGACUACAAUUUGUUGCCAUUUAGAGUACCAUAUCCUUUCGUGAAAGCCUCUCAGCAUCCACGAGCAAUCGUCAUGAAACCCACUCAUGGGGAUUUCCUCAAUGACUACUAUAACUCCAAAGAUUUGCAUAUAGGGGUCACUAACUCUCAAGGGUAUGUAGUAGAGUUCAGCAUAGAGGGCAUCCGUGCCGUUGACCCUGUGACUAAAAAGUGGAGUGAAUGUGAAACUAGCGUCGACUGGGACCAAUGUCUUUUGUUAGAACAGUUUGAUGAACUGUGGAAUGAAAUCUGGGAUAGUGUGUUAUUAAAAGUGAGCCUGAGAUCUUUGUGGGAGGCAGAAAGGUAUAACGAGGAACGACAUAAUUGCUUUACCUUUGUACUGGCAUUUUUACGAGCACUUGACUGUGGGGAAUUGUCAGAUAGAGCACGCGACCCUAAACUCUUCUGUAAGCGGUAUGUAGUGCCACGAACAUCAGCUGCUGGGAAGUAUAUCUCACUGUAUAGGCAAUUAAAGAGACAAAGCUAUUUCAUACAGAACCAAUGAUAGGCUAUUACAAUUUAUGUAUAAACUAUGUAUUUAUUUAUUGUCAGUUCAGUAUUAUCUGUGAUUUCUCAUAUUUAGAUAAGAAACUUUGAAAUUAAAAUGCAUUUACCUAAAACCAAAUAGAUUAUGUAUGGGUAAUUGAAAUUUCUCAUUUAUUUAAGUAUAUUAAUUUAUUAUUUUUUUAUAAUUUAGAAGUAAAUUUCUCAGAAUAAUAUUAAAAGAAACUAUUACUUAAAUUUUAUGAAAAUUAUAAUAUUCAUUGUGUUUAUAUUUUUUUUACAUAUUAGAAAGGCUAAAAGGAGGCUGUGUUAUUUUUUCGUUUUGUAAAUGGACCAGGCAUAUUUGAUAAUAUUAUACAAAAUUAGAAUAAUUCGCUUUUUAACUUUCAGUACAACAAUGUUUUAUAAGCAAUUCCCACAGGCCUAGUGUUAUUUUUUAAUUUAAUUAGAAAUUAUAUUAUUUCCAGUCUCAACUUAAUCUUCCAAAUGUAUGUGUAAUCAAUCAAAUAGAUUAGCUUAAAUACUUUGAUGUCUAAGCUGAAUGUAGGUAGCACAAGUCAAACAUUCUCAUUAAAAAUAUAAAUAUAAUAAGUAUGUAAUCUUAUAAGAUAGCCAAUGUUACAUUAAGUAAAUGUUGCAUAUCCUUUUAUUAAUAUUAAUCAAACCUUUAUCUACAUAUAUUGAAAACAAUCUGAUACAUAUUUGGUGUCCGUAGGAAUUAUGUGCUGUAGUCAAUUAGUGUUUUCUAAACAUUUACAUUUAUGAUUAUCCUAUAAACUUCUCAUGUACGCUCAAGUCGUUCCAUAUAUGUCUUCUAUAAGGUAAAUGUAGUGUUUUGAUGGUGUAUUUUUCUCUUUAUAACAUAUAUCAUAGUUUAAAUACAAGUAAUAUUUAAAUUAAGAACCGAAAAGUUGUCAUAAUACCUAUAAUCUGAAAAUACAUUUUCUUAAGAAAGUAAAUUUUAAGGAAUUUUAAAUUAAAGUUAUGAAUUGUAUUCAAAUGGAAUUUACAUGUAAGGUGUAUACUAUCAUCAAAUUUAUUUUUAAUGUUUAACAUUUAUUUUUGCUUUUUUUUAUUAAUCUUUAUUUUAUUAUCAAUAAUGCCUAAUAUAGUCAGCCAAAGUAAUGCAUAGCAUUUGGAAAUUAUAUGAUUUAAUAAUAAGCUGCUGUACCCUGUAUUCAUAAUAUAAUUAUGAACAUAGAAAUUUCUCUAUAUUUCUGAAAAAAAAAUGUAAAGUUUGUGAAAAGGCAUAGCACAGAGUUGCUACAAUAUUGAACUAUUUUAAAUUGUUGAUAUUUCCCAAAAACAUUCAUACUACAUAGUAGUUAUAUUUCAGCAAGCUUAUUAUUAUAACUAUUUCUGGUUGUUACUUGUUUAUGUGUGUACAACCAUUUUACACUUUUGUAACAAACAAAGAUAAGACAUUAAAAUCACAAAUACAAUAUAUUAAACUAGUCAAACCGUUCUAAAUCUUAUCCUAAUCCUUUAUAUCAUAUAUAUAUAUAUAUAUAUACAUAUAUGAGCUAUACGAUCUUAUAACAUUAUUACAAAAUAAAGGCUAUUAGGGGUAAAAAUUAUAUGUGAGACCUGAAGUUAAUAUUAUAAAAUCCAGCCAGCAGUGACUUAAUAAAUAGAAAAGAUACUAAAAUAUAAAUAAUUAUAUAUCACUUAAACAAUUACAAUCAUUAUCAAGAUUGAUUUGCAUUUAAAGUUUUUUUAAUUAAAUAUUUUUAUAAUAAUUAUUUAUGUCAAUAAAAAUAAUGCCAAAUCUUUGUUUCAAUAAAUUAUUCUGUGGUGUAAAUAGAUCACAUACAUUUUCUUCCAUUCCAUUGUAUUAAUAAUUUAACAGUAUGUCUAAGGUAUUAAUUAACAAGUUGGUCACUUCUGAAUGUUGAAUAUACUGCCAUAAUUGAAACUUGAAGAUUUUAUAAUAAUAGGUUAAAUUAGUCGGUACAAAUUCAUUGGAAUUGCUUUGUCUCAGAUGUAGUUGGUACUCGUUUCUUAAAUAAGACUUAAUCAAAGACAAGACAGGCUUCAUGAUUCUCAUGCACUUGAGUAAUUCAUGGUUCUGAGCAUUCAUAUUCAUAGUCAAGUUGAAUUAAAUCACUUAUCUAUUCCACCUAUAUUCAUGAAAUCUUGCCUAAUAAUUUAAAACUCGUCUAUAAAUAUGAGUGUUUGUUCCUAUUAUAAUAUUUAUCAUUUAUUAUUGUAUUGAUCUCUAAGACAAUUUUUCUAGGUGCUACAAUUAGAAUAAAAAAAUUGUUAAAAAACUUCGGUACUUUUUUAUUUUCUAUGUUUUGGAAAUAAAUGGCAUAAUUUAU